Molecule: messenger RNA, 1557 nt
Organism: Fusarium falciforme
Lineage: Eukaryota; Fungi; Ascomycota; Sordariomycetes; Hypocreales; Nectriaceae
Exons: 5
Coding region: 1-1557 (518 amino acids)
Biological process (GO): small GTPase-mediated signal transduction
Molecular function (GO): GTPase activity; GTP binding
Source: RefSeq, a predicted model, not a curated record
AUGGAUCCGCUCUCCAUCACGGCGGGAUGCGUGGCCCUUCUCGGCAACCUAGCCAGCGCCGGCCUGGCCAUCAGCAACUUCAUCCAUGGCUACAAAGAGGCCGCUGAAGACUUCGUCACCAUCACACGAGAGUUGGCUGAGCUGCGCGCGAUUGCUUCGACGCUUCAGCGCGACUGCGAUAACUCGUCUGCAUCGUCUAUCCCAAUAGAGCUCCGACCACAAAUUGCCGCUAUCUUGAAGAAUUGCGAUGCUGUGGUCCUCCAGGUCCAGAGCCUUGUGGACAAGUACAUGGCCUCGGGCAAGAAGGGUGCUGCUAAAUGGGCUCUACGCGGCAGGGAGGAUGUCACCAAGCUGCAGGUAUCCCUCGAGACUCAUCGCAACGCGUUGGGUCUAACGCUGGGGAUGAUCUCAGUCUCCCUCACGAAAGCUGUCAAGGAUGACACGACUGUGAUCAAGGAAGGCAUGGUGGAGGUGAGAGAAAUCGCCGCCCACCUGUUAAAAGGGAUCGAGGCUAUGCGGAAAUUGGAAGGUGAUGAGCAGACCGAUGAACGUUUGGAUCUCGGUGGUCGAUUCCUCAUGUUGGAGAGAUAUCUCGACGAUAUGACCUCAUACGCUGAUACAGUCGUUGGAGAGGAUCUUUGGGAGGAUGCAGAGACUCGGUCUAUUCAUGAGAGCUCGGAAAACAGGCCGAACAACCAAGAUUCCGAGCGAAUCGGACGAGCCGUGGCAACAGUCGGCCAACCAAAUACUACACUAAAGCUUAUCAGCUCCUUGAUAACGAGCCCAAAGGGGGGUCAAGAAGCAAAGCAGCAUUCUAUGGAGUUGGUGGGGGAAAGUCCCGCUUCUGGCAGCAAUCCAGGUCAAGCGAGUGUCGAAAACGCCGGGCAAGCAGACCAACCCGAGCCACCACCCGUCUCGACAUUUGUUCAUCUAGGCGGGGAUCCCCCGAUAAAAUCAGAGAAGGUCAAGCGUGGGACCACCAUCGUUCGAAAAAAGAUGACAGUGAUCGGCCCUGUUGUCGGAAAAACAGCAUUGAUAAGAACUUUUGUCGAGAAGAAAUACCCCCCAGAAUACCUCUUGCCAACGAUAUUUGAGAACUAUGUGGCCGACAUAGAUAUUGGUUGCCCUCUAGAACUCGCCAUUUGGGACACAGCCGGCCUUGCUGACUAUGAAAGACUGCGCCCACUCAGCUAUCCCGACACCGAUUUGUUCCUGCUCUGCUUUGAUCUCGGACACUCGGACCUUCUCAGCGACGUCGAAGAUGUGUGGAUACCAGAACUACGCAAAGACUAUCCAAAGACGCCGAUGGUUCUUGUGGGCUGCCGGAAAGAUGUCCGCGAAUGCCCUCCAGCUGUCGACGAAUUGGGUUAUAAGGAGGAUCCUGUCUCGUGGGCGGCUGGCGAGGCACUUUCUCGGAAGAUCGGCGCUGUCAUGUACAUGGAAUGCUCGGCAAAGACAGGCGAGGGUGUUGAGGCAGUGUUUACUGAGCCGUUCAAGGUGAUGUUUCCAGAUAAGGCCAAGAAGGGUUGGCGGAGUAAACUAUUCUCAAGGGCUUAG